GCACUUUAUAUACUGAUGUGGCGUACUUCUGUUUCUAUUCAUAUUUUCAUUAUUUUGCUCCCCUGUAUGAACAGAGAGGGAGGGAAGAAGAAACCAUUAAAAGCAGCGAAAAAAUCAACCAAGGAAUUAGACGAGCAUGACUUGGAAUUCCAGGAAAGGGAAAGAGAGAAAAAGAGACUAGAAAAAGAAAUGAAAGAUGCCAUUCUGAAAGGUAAAAAGAAGAAAUAA
Messenger RNA from Nematocida parisii ERTm1, 228 nucleotides. RefSeq lists its product as uncharacterized. The transcript has a single exon. The record is from RefSeq and is a predicted model, not a curated record. Lineage: Eukaryota; Fungi; Microsporidia. Bases 16 to 228 code for a protein of 70 amino acids.